Messenger RNA from Papilio xuthus (Asian swallowtail), 1592 nucleotides. RefSeq names its product Dihydrolipoamide branched chain transacylase E2 (gene Dbct). NCBI's taxonomy places the organism in Eukaryota, Metazoa, Arthropoda, Insecta, Lepidoptera, Papilionidae. The transcript has 9 exons. Bases 108 to 1538 code for a protein of 476 amino acids. Gene Ontology annotation, cellular component: cytoplasm; mitochondrion. Gene Ontology annotation, molecular function: lipoic acid binding; acetyltransferase activity. The record is from RefSeq and is a predicted model, not a curated record.
AUAGCGGCAGUGCGCUCACGCCGCGGACUGGAAUGGCCGCGUCAUGAGACGUGUUCAUAUACAACAUUAAUUUUAUAUCUAUUCGAUUACUCUUCAAUAUUAACGCUAUGGCUUUUGUGAUGAGAAAGUUGUUUGUUAAUUUAAAAAAUGUGAACAAAUGUAGAAAACUGUGUCUGUUUGUGCAAAGUAAAAGGCGUCACGCGGUUCGCUAUUGCGGUGCCUUACACCUGCAUUCAAUUGAAGAUAAUAGAGUAAAUUAUAGAUAUUUCCACACGACAAAAGUUUUGAAUAAAAAGGUUGCAUUCAAAUUAUCAGACAUCGGAGAAGGAAUACGAGAAGUGGUUAUCAAAGAAUGGUUCAUCAAAGUCGGUGACAAAGUACAACAAUUUGAUAACAUUUGCGAAGUGCAAAGUGAUAAAGCAGCAGUGACGAUCACCAGUCGGUACGAUGGUGUCGUCACCAAAAUAUACCAUGAAGUUGAUCAGACAGCACUCGUCGGACAACCGCUUGUUGAUAUUGAAGUCGACUCUACAGCUGAUGAUGAUUCAUCUUCAGAUUCAGAUACUGAAUCAAAUGUUGAAGUCUCCAAAACACAAAGCCAAACAACUCAAAAAGUUAAAGUACUCACAACACCAGCUGUUAGAAGAAUUGCAGCUCAAUUUAAAGUAGAUUUAGGUACCGUAAAUCCAAGUGGAAGAAACGGUAGAAUACUCAAAGAAGAUGUAUUAGCGCAUCUCAAUAUGUCAGCGGAUAAAUCUAAUGAAAUUCCCAGCGCUCUUUCUGUUGAAGCAAAACAAAUGGCAGUGUCUUUUGGUAGUGUUAAAAUUGAGGAAAUCUUAGAAGAUAAAACAGUACCAAUAACAGGAUUCACAAAAGCCAUGGUUAAAUCGAUGACAGAAGCAAUGAAAAUUCCUCAUUUUGGCCUCAGUGACGAAUACGAUGUUACAAAAUUGGUUGAAUCGAGGGAAAGUUUGAAAGUCAUAGCCCAAGAAAGAGGAGUGAAGCUCACUUACAUGCCUAUUAUCAUUAAAGCCUCAUCAUUAGCUCUAACUGCUUAUCCAGUUCUAAACAGUAGCCUAGAUGCUGCUUGCGAGAACCUCACUUACAAAGCAAAUCAUAACAUUGGCGUGGCAAUGGAUACGCCAAAUGGAUUGGUGGUCCCUGUUAUCAAAAACGUCCAGCAUAAAACCAUUCUUGAUAUAGCGAAAGAACUUAAUAUUUUACAAGAGAAAGGUUCAAAAGGUCAACUUGGAUUAAGCGAUUUAUCAGGCGGAACUUUCACCUUAUCAAACAUUGGCAUUGUCGGUGGAACAUAUGCAAAGCCAGUGAUCGUCCCACCACAGGUUUCCAUUGGCGCCCUCGGAAAAAUACAGGUAUUACCCAGAUUUAAUUCCGAGGGCGAAGUUGCUAAGGCUCAUAUAUUGACUGUGAGUUGGUCAGCUGAUCAUCGAGUCGUGGAUGGAGUUACAAUGGCGCGAUUUUCAAACAUCUUGAAACAAUAUCUUGAAGAUCCGUACAAACUCUUACUAGAUAUAUAAUUUAUCACCAGAUAUUUGUGUUCAAAUAAUUAUUUUGUAUCUUUACACGUUUUA